Messenger RNA from Paramecium primaurelia, 2166 nucleotides. NCBI's taxonomy places the organism in Eukaryota, Ciliophora, Oligohymenophorea, Peniculida, Parameciidae. The record is from the annotation of a GenBank genome assembly.
UUUGGCAUAAAUUCAAUUCAAGUCUUAUGUAUAAUUAUUUAAUGAAAGCAGGAAUUAUGUGAUAAACCAAUGAAAAUCAAUUAGAUCUAACUUAGAUAUGAGAGUAGUUUUGUUGAUUAAUAGUAUUAUUUUUAUACAGCUCCAAUUGAAUCCAAUUUUUUGAUUAAGUUCAAUCUGGAUAAUAAUGUAACAUUGGGAAAUAUGCAAUUGACUCUUAGAUUACCAAAAAAAUAUGGAAGAGAAUCAAUAUCUAUUGUAGAAAUGGAAGGAAGUUAUUAACUUAUAAAUAAGAAAUCAAUAUUUAAAGUUCCAAAUUUUGAUGCUACUCAAAAUAUAAAUGUGGAGUCAAUUCAUUAUAUAUUAAUAAAUAGAUGUGUUAUUGGUAAGAUUAUUAAAGAUUUAUAAAAAACAUUUGGUAAAUGGACUGUUUUAAUUGGUAAAUAUUCUUGUAUGAAGAAAUUGAGUGUUUUGAAAUAUGAUACUUAUAUUUAAAUUGAGGAGAACUAAUUUGUUACAUUUCUAUAGACAAAUUAGAAAUUGUUAGAAGAUGUUAUAAAAUUAGACUUCUUUAUACAUAAUGAUAAUAAAUUAGAAUAUCAUUAUUAUUUGAAUAAUGAAUUAGUUCAUUAAGAAUUUAUUGUUAAGAAUACUUUACAAUAAACUAGUAAUGAAAGUAAUUGUGAACCAUAUGGAUAAAGAAUAAGCUUAGGAUACUAUUAUACAAAUUAUAAUAAUUCAAAUGAAUUAAUUAAUAUUGCUUAUAAUACUUUAGUAAUUAUAAAAUUAUAUUAUUUUAGUCUUAUUGUCCAAAUGGAUAUAUUCAUAUUUAUGAUAACAAUAAUGUAGAUGAAUUAGUAUCUCUUACUGAAGUUAGAAUUUUGAAUAUGAGUUAGAUUUACGAGAAUACAUCUUACUAAUUUACAUAUGUUACAUAUAUCAAUAUUGUGUCUUUAAAUUAAUCUAUAUUACCAAAUUUAGGUUAAAUUUAUAAUUAUCAGAUAUUUGGAGACACAAAUUAAUAGAGUCUCAAUUAUUAAUUUAAAGUACCUUUAAAAGAAUAUGAUAACUAAGUACAUAAAGUAAUUUUCUUUGGGGACAUGGAUUCUAAUUGGACUGGAAAUAAAUCAAGAUAAACAUUUGAUUGGUUUUAGUCCAUUCAAAAUAAUUAAAGUGAUUAUGAUGUACUCAUAUUUGAAGGAGACAUGGCAUAUGAUUUAGAAUCUUUGGAUUGUUAAUAAGGUGAUUGGUGGUUAAGAAAUAUGACUACAUUUACAUCUUAUUAUCCUUUAUUACCAACUCCUGGAAAUCAUGAUUCUGGUGAUAAUUAUGAAUUCGACUUUUAUAGAAUCUCUUUUUUAUCUCCUGAAAAACCAAUUAACACAUAAGAUAAUUAUUACAAUUUUUAUAGUGUUGAUUUAGGAUUAGUUCAUUAUAUAUUUUAUAAUCCCACAAAUAUUGUAUAUAAUGAAUGCAAUUAAACUGAAAUUGAUUUUAUGGUUUCUAUUAUGGAAAAUGAUUUAAUAGAGGCAACCAAGAACAGAGAUUAAAUUCCUUGGAUUAUUGUAAAUAGUCAUUAUCCUAUGUAUUGUAGUGAUGCUACUGAUCCUAUGUGUUCAUAAAAUUUUAUUGCACUUUAACCAUUUGCAGAAUUAUUCAGUAAAUAUGGAGUUGCAAUUUAUAUGUCUGCACAUUAACAUAAUUAUGAAAGGGAUGCUCCAUUUAUAUAUAAUUAAUCAUAAAAUAAUACAGGUCUUAUAACUGAUGGUCCUGAAUAACAUUUAAUUAUGAAUUCAGCAGCUCCAGUAUAUAUUAUUGAAGGAUCUGCAGGUUAAGAAUAUUUUACACCAUUAGUGCCUUGUAAUUAUAAAUUAUUUAUUUAAUUUAGAUCCAGCAUAACCCUACACAGUAUAUUAGACUGGUUAUAAUGAUGGUAUAGGCAUUUUAUAUAUUUAAAAUGAGACUCAUUUGUAUUUUGAAUAAAUAGAUCUUGUUGAAAAUAGGGUUGUGGAUUAUUUUUGGGUAGUACAAACAAGAGGACUUACUAGUGAGAAGACAUUCAAUAUAUUAUUAUGGGUUAUAUUAGCAUUUGCAAUGGUUUUGGUUAUUGGAUUAGCAAUAUUUUAUGUAAUGAGAAGGUAAAUGAUAAAGGAGAAAUUAUUAAAUUGA